Molecule: messenger RNA, 1862 nt
Organism: Cladocopium goreaui
Lineage: Eukaryota; Dinophyceae; Suessiales; Symbiodiniaceae
Source: the annotation of a GenBank genome assembly
GCACCCUGAGACCUCGAGCGGCUUGGCAGUUUUCAACAGCUAUCGGCAAUCAUGUCGUCCAUGGCCACCGUUCCGCAGACUGAUGAGGAGGAGAUGGAAACUUCACAGAUUUGGGGGUCAACCAAUGGAAACGAAGCAAAGGUUUCUCAUUGGUUUUCUCGCGCGAGGGCCUCCUUCAUUGUGCCUGCUGUUGGUCUCAUGGUUGUGGGUGUCUUGGCAUUGGGCGCGAUUCGCGCGAAUGUGGCCCCUCAGACUGCUCAGGACCAGGCUGGAAUUGUCCAAUUGGGCGAUUUCAAGAUCCCAACGCUUCCAGCGAAUCCGAUCGAUGAGUUGAAGAAAGAAAUCAAACAACCAAUUACAAAAUUCAAGGCAGACUUGGGCAUCAAUGACUUGAGGGGGGAUCAGAUUGCACUUUGCGUCGUCAAUCUCAACUUGGGAAUCUGGAAGGUGAUUCAGGUGGGAGCACUCAUCACCAAAACGGUGGACAAUUGUGCAUAUCAAACCACCAAUAUCGACAAGAAAGUUGCAUGCAAUAUCAAUCUUGCUGCGAUCAUAGUUACUUUGUCAGAAAUGAUGGCCUUCUUCACCAGCACCUCCACCUUAUGCACAGGCAAAACAAACCCAGAUGCCCGCUGCACAGUAUUUAUGGCACUGACCUUCAGGCAUUUGGCGCUCUUUGCUGCAGCUGAGAACCAAAUUGCCCUCUUUUGCCCUAAGGCCUCAUACGAAACAACGGUCGUGGAAGGUGGAGUGAGAACCUAUGAUGCUGCAGAACGCCGACUUCUUUCGAAUUCAUCCUUUGCUAACAGCUCUGCUGACAGAGAACUCUCCGCAGUGGUGGUUCCCGACCCCCCCGCCGCUCCGAUUGCAAAAUUGUUUUGCGCAUGGAAUGUUGCUGAGAGUUUCUGGUUCUUUGCUCGUAUUCCCCCAUUGGCCGACAUCGCACGCAGACGUUGCCCGGCAGGGAGGACCGCAAGGAGCAAGGCUGCUUGUUCCGAGGUGAUCAAUAACAUCCUCACCAUGACAUUCAACGGAGUCAAGUUGAUCGCUGCAGCCACAACCAAUUGUGUGGAAGGCACAAACGUGGCUGCUGGAUGUGCUGCUGGCAGUCUGAAUUUCAUGUCAGGAAUCACCGGGAUAAGCUGGGUGGCCUCGGCCUUCGCAAACGGUGCAUGCACAGAUUUGGAUGUAAAGAGGAAAGCUGCCACGGAGGUACGCAUCAAUAGAAAGAUUCACAAGAUUAACCUCAUCAAGAGCAACACGCUGCGGCGCUUGCUACGAGAGAAGAAACUCGUAGGCCCCGCCAUCGCACAAGCUCACCAGAUGAUUGCUCAAGAAGAGGAGGACACACGCAACAAUGCCACCACAGAAGAACUUGUCCGCCAUCUUAUGCAACAGAUGAAUCCACAAGAAACCGAGACAGGUUUUGAAGAUGAUCCCUAUGAACUUGUAUUGUCACACCUCCAGAGCUUGAAGGCACCCAGUGAGGCAGAGUGGCAGCAGAUGAUGGCAAAGCUGGGCACCAUUCAGGACACGGCCUCCAGCCCUGUCCUUGCAUAGAUUGAGCUUCAUCCUUUGUGACUGAGAAGCAUCAAAUUCAGCUUCCGCAUCCUUGCAUGGAGUGCCGGGUGCGAGCUGGUGCCAAGAAGUCACUGUGAAGUAUGUAGAGCGAUUGCAAAAAAGAACUAAAACACGCGUUGAAGUAUGUGACUGCUUGGUUUGCUAACUCCUUGACUUCGAACCGACCCAAAGAAGGUCCUCAGCCACAGCAUCGCCUGUCAGGCAUGCAGGCAUUCCGAGCUGCAAGUAAUCUGGCAGAGAAAAGUGAUGCUUCUUCAGGUCCCAAGCGCUGCUUGGAGCUC